UAGUAAUCAAACCUCUGCCUCGGUUAUGGCAAGAAAUGCCUCCAGAAAUUUCAUGAGGGCCCUACAAUUGUACCAGGGCCCGCACUGUUUAGCCAAAAAAUUCCAGAAAAUAAAUCUUACGAAAGAGGUGGUUUUCAAUUCUAGUCCACGGCGCCGCCGCCACUACAACUACCGACGCCUCCUCCGCCGCACGGAGGUUCACCAGACGCCGUCCUUCCUGCGGAAUUCCGAAGCAACUCAGUCCUUCUAGUCGAUGCACUCUGCUGUUUAGCUUUGCACCCCAUACCAAAGCGCUACCCACACCUAAAACCUAAUCUAGAGAUCCCGCUAGUUCCACCACCGUGCAUCCGCCGUUAGGAUGCUUCGCGGUUAAUUUCGAUCUCUGCAUUGAUUCAUCGAUCGGAUUCGUUGGCACCGCGAUUUUCGUUGUAAUCAACGGAAAUGGCGGGGCAGAAUCCGAAUAUGGAUCAAUUCGAGGCGUAUUUCCAGAGAGCUGACGUGGAUCGGGAUGGGCGGAUUAGUGGGAGUGAGGCCGUUAAUUUCCUCCAAGCUUCAAAUUUGCCUAGACAAGUCCUCGCUCAGAUAUGGACAUCUGCUGAUCAAAAUCGACUCGGUUUCCUGGGUCGUCAAGAAUUUUUUAAUGCUCUUAAACUUGUAACAGUUGCUCAAAGCAAGCGAGAUUUGACUCCAGAACUUGUAAAGGAUGCCUUGUAUGGUCCAGCUUCAUCCAAAAUUCCUCCUCCUCAGAUAAAUCUUGGGCUACUGGUUCCUCAGUCUAAUGCAAAGGCAAAUCCAUCUCCUGCACAGUUAGCUGGCCCUCAGGUACCCUUGCCAGGUACUGGUGUAAGUAGCCAGGCACUUGUAACUCAGCCAAACCAAGUGACAAGGCCUCCCUGGCCUUUGCCUCCUAGUUCUGGAUUUCAAUCUCAGCCAACUAUUGCAACCCGUAUGCUUGGGACUGGUUUGAUGACCACAUCUCCUCCCCCAAAUUCGUUUGAUGCUCUUGGUGGGAAUGUGGAUGGCCCCCGACCUGGAAUUUCUUCACAAGUAAGCAACAACAGCUUGAUUCCUUCUGCAACUCAGGAUGACUUUGGCCUAAUGGCAUCAGCUAUGACUCAACUAAAAGAGCCAGAGAUCAAUGGGUCACUACAAUCUGCUUCCUCCACCCAUGUCAGAAAGGAUGAUCUGAAACCACUUUCAACAGCAGGGAAUGGUUUUUCGUCAGACUCGGUGUUUGGUGAUGUGUUCUAUGCAUCAUCUUCUCAAGCACAACAGAAUUCCUCUGGACCUGCAUAUCCAACAGGUAACGGACCUGUUUCAUCGACGGGGAAUUUGGUGUUAACUAGAGACCACUCUUCAGCUAGACAAAGUGUUUCUCAACCUCCAACUGCUCAAGCUCAGAAAUUCCAAUCCGCUGGGCAAGCAAGCCAGCAUGCUUCAGCACAUAAACCUCCUCUGUUUCCUGCUGCAGCUGGACAACAUCCUCCUCCAGCUGGACAGUCUAAGGGGCCUUGGCCAAGAAUUACCCAGUCUGAUAUUCAGAAGUAUGGAAAGGUGUUUGUGCAAGUUGACACUGACCGAGAUGGGAAAAUUAGUGGUGGACAAGCACAUAAUUUAUUCUUGAGUUGGAAGUUACCUAGAGAGAUCUUGAAACAGGUCUGGGACUUGUCUGAUGAAGACAAUGACAGUAUGCUUUCCUUGAGGGAAUUCUGUGUUGCGCUUUAUUUGAUGGAGCGGUACAGGGAAGGACGUCGUCUUCCUACAGUACUUCCUCACUCUUUUAUACUAGAUGACACAUUGUUUCCCGCCCCAAGUCAACCUACUGCUGUGCAUGGUGUUACAUCUUGGAGACCACCUUCCGGUUUUCAACAAUCCCAAGGGACUAACAAUGCAAGAGCUAUACCUUCUGCUGGUCCUGGAAGGCCUCCACUUCCAGUCCUCGCUCCCCACCCUGAUGAGCCCAACCAACAAAAGGCUAAAGUACCAGAGCUGGAGAAGCAUCUUUUGGACCAGCUUUCCACAGAGGAGCAAAAUGCAUUGAAUAAAAAGUCCGAGGAAGCAAAGGAUGCUGAGAAAAAGGUGGCAGAACUGGAGAAGGAUAUUCUGGAAGCUAAACAAAAAGUUCAGUUCUACCAUGCUAAGAUGCAAGAACUUGUCCUGUACAAAAGUAGAUGUGACAAUAGGUUGAAUGAGAUCUCUGAAAAAGUUGUAGGUGACAAGAGAGAGGCUGAAUUAUUAUCAAAGAAAUAUGAAGAGAAGUACAUGCAGGUUGGAGAUGUAGCUUCAAAAUUAACAAUUGAAGAGGCCACCUUUCAUGAUAUUCAGGAGAAAAAAAUGGAACUUUAUCGAGCAAUUGUUAAGUUGGACCAAGAGAAUGCGGAUGAUGCUCAGGAUCGAGCUAAUCUAGUCCAAUCAGAUCUUGAGGUACUAGUGAAAACCUUGAAUGAACGGUGCAAAACUUACGGAUUACGGGCAAAACCAACUUCACUCCUUGAGCUUCCAUUUGGUUGGCAACCUGGCAUUGAAGGCACUGCAGCUGACUGGGAUGAAGAUUGGGAUAAGUUGGAAGAUGAAGGAUUCACCUACGUCAAAGAGCUUACUCUUGAAGUGCAAAAUGUGAUUGCUCCUCCAAAACUAAAAUCUGCCUUUAGAGAGAAGGUUUCUUCAUUGCACAGCAGCACGACUGGAAGAUCACCUUCUAAGGCUGAUGACAACUCAGAGUUGCCAAGUUCUGUGGAGAGAGUAACUGAGGAUGACAGGCCAGAGACUAACAACUCAGAGCAUACAGCAAGAACUCCACCUGACAGUCCAGUAGGAAGUAAUGCAGUUGCCAGCCCAUCCAAGGAAUUCCGAGAUUUGCGAAUACACAAGGACUUCAAUAUAAAUGGCUCGCCACAUGCAUUUGACACCCAAAGUGAAUAUGGGGGUGAUUCAAUAUUUUCUGGGGACAAACGUUUUGAUGAUCCAAGUUGGGGUACCUUUGAUUCACACUAUGAUGCGGAUGCAUCAUGGGAUUCCGUUUCUGUUGCUUCAAAGGAAGCUGGUUCUUUGUUUGGCCCUGACGACUGGGUUCUUAAUCCAAUCAGAACUGUGGCCAGAGGCACAGACGCAUCGCUUCCGAAGCAGGGCCCAUUUUUCGAUUCAGUUCCGAGCACUCCAUCCAACACAUCUCUUCCAAAGCAGGGCCCAUUUUUUGAUUCAGUCCCCAGCACCCCAUCCAACGCAUCUAUGCAAAAGCAGGGACCAUUUUUUGAUUCAGUUCCAAGCACACCACUUCACAAUUCAAGCUCUCCUCAUGCAGACAAUCUGUUUGCAAGGAAUAGCCCGUUCGCAUUCGCUGACUCUGUGCCAACCACACCAAUGUAUAACUUCAGCUCAUCCCCGAGAAGGUUCAGUGAAGGUUCAGAAGAGCAACAUUCAUUUGACAGCUUCUCAAGAUUUGAUUCCUUCAACAUGCAAGACAGUGCCCCAUUCAGUUCACGAGAGUCCUUCGGCAGAUUUGAUUCCAUGCGAAGCACUGGAGAUUCUACUGACUUCGAUCAGGGAUACUCUGCUAAACCAGAGACCCUCACAAGGUUUGACUCUUUCCGCAGCACUGCCGACUCGGAUUAUAAUUUUGGGGCAUUUCCUCCACACACGUCAUUGACGAGAUUUGAUUCCACGAGUAGCAUGCGGGAUGCUGAUUAUGGCCAUGGAUUUGAUGACACAGCCGAUCCGUUUGGGUCGGAUGAGCCAUUUAGGUCUUCGCACGAAGCUAAAACGCCAUCAAGGGACUCCGAUAGUUGGAAAGCUUUCUAGUUUCCGGAAUUUUAUCAUUAUAUUUUUUGUGUGCAAUCUUGUUUGGUAUGUUGAGUGGGAGUUGAAGUUGUAGGUGAGGCAAUUUGGUUCUUCUAUUUGAUAGAAGUUGAGUCCACCGGUCUUUCUUUCUUCUAUUUAUAAAAAUUCACUUUUCAUAUA
Molecule: messenger RNA, 3957 nt
Organism: Salvia splendens (bonfire salvia)
Lineage: Eukaryota; Viridiplantae; Streptophyta; Magnoliopsida; Lamiales; Lamiaceae
Product: epidermal growth factor receptor substrate 15
Exons: 13
Coding region: 442-3798 (1118 amino acids)
Biological process (GO): endosomal transport; endocytosis
Cellular component (GO): plasma membrane; cytoplasm; nucleus
Molecular function (GO): protein binding; calcium ion binding
Source: RefSeq, a predicted model, not a curated record